Neomonachus schauinslandi (Hawaiian monk seal) is the source of this 412-nucleotide messenger RNA. RefSeq names its product testis-specific Y-encoded protein 1-like. Gene Ontology annotation, cellular component: nucleus; chromatin. The transcript has 4 exons. The annotation marks the transcript as partial. Gene Ontology annotation, molecular function: histone binding; chromatin binding. The record is from RefSeq and is a predicted model, not a curated record. Gene Ontology annotation, biological process: nucleosome assembly. Lineage: Eukaryota; Metazoa; Chordata; Mammalia; Carnivora; Phocidae.
GCAGAUCCUGAAUCACCCCGAGAUAUCAGCCGUGAUGGGUGACCAGGACAGAGACCUGCUCAGCUACAUGACCAAUUUGGAGGUGGAGGAAAAGUGCCGUCCCAAGUACCGCUGCAGGUUGAUGUUUUUCUUUGGGAACAAGCCCUACUUCCAGAACAAAGGCAUCAUUAAGGAGUAUCACCUUAGCAUUGCCGGAUAUAGGGCAUCUCGUUGCACUCCAGUCCAGUGGUUCUGGGACUAUGAACGUGGAGCCGCCGGCCGCAGGCACGACACCACCAGCCUUAACUUCUUCAACUGGUUGUGUGACCCCAGCUGCCCAGGGUCUGACAGGAUCGCCGAGGUUAUCAUCGAGGACCUGUGGCCCAAUCCCCUGCAGUACUACCCGAGGCAGGAAGGCAGCCGAAGGGAAUGA